Molecule: messenger RNA, 1524 nt
Organism: Hydatigera taeniaeformis
Lineage: Eukaryota; Metazoa; Platyhelminthes; Cestoda; Cyclophyllidea; Taeniidae
Source: the annotation of a GenBank genome assembly
AGGGAAAAGUUUCCUAACGGAGUACCAAUCAAAUCUAUUUUUCUUUCUCAGUCCACGUCGCUCAAGUACGCGUCCGGACCACUCCAAUCAGAUCAGCAUGUUAACCACUUUUUGCAAAAUGUCGAAACGAGUGAGCUGUCUUCCUCUUCCUCCACCACCGUCUCUCCAAUCGCAUCAUCCACCUUUUUGGGUACACUGCCUCACGAAUUCUCAGGCUUCAGGUCGACUCCGUUCUCUCCACAUUCCACAAGUGUACAAACCAACAGCUGGAAGACUUUCCUGACGGGCAGUGGAAGCCUGAUGGCGAUGACAACAGCAGCAGCAGCGAAGCGAAUGCUCUUAAACAACGCUCUAGAGCAAUGGCCCCAACGAUCCUCAACCAAUGUUCCCAUCACCACAUCUGAUGCGCAUAUCCUCAGUCCUCAGGACGUGCUUCGAUUACCGCCUCCACGGCAGGUGCAACAAUUUGUUGACUACAUCAACCCCUACAUUAAACAGAGCAUUAGUCCACUGCAGAUUCACUUCAUCAUAAAUCAGUGGCAUUCAUUUCGUCAAACACUGCGGCAAAAUCGUCGAAUGCAACGUCUUCAAGCCGCCGAGAGGGAGGACGUGAGACGGCGGAAACAAAGUGAACGCCAGGAUAGCAAAAAGGUGGAUCUUUUUGCCAAAGUUGUUCUUCGAAGAGAAGCACAAGCAUUAAAAAAAGCCGCCUCAUUUGCAGAAUUCAAACGAAUUCUUCUGCGCGCCAACACGAAGUCUUCAAUAGGAAAGCGGAAUACAUUUUCACCAGAGAACGCUGUUGAUCUGUCUGAAGCUAAUGGUGGUGUUGUUUUUCAUUUGCCCAUAACUCAAAAGACUAAGGCGUCUUUAGUUUCUCAGAGGGUAACUGAAGAAGAGAAAAGAAGCAUAAGUAAACGAAGUCUUGACGAGCUUGAGCUCGGUAAAAAGGAGGAUAUGAAGAGCGUUGAGCUGUCAUCGCGAAUGAAGGAAUAUUCGUUGUCCAGUGGAAACGUUACCGAGGAUGACUACGGAGAAGACGAAACAGAAAAUCAUUCAGAUGAGGAACUUAGAGAAGCAUACAACAGCUAUAAUGACUUCUUAAGUAAUGCCUGUACGCCAAAAAACAGGAUUAUUUGCACAAAAUCUCUGUUUCUGAGAGGUCGUGUAGACCACUCGACCUUGUUUUUGCCACCUGGCAUCUACGUGAGACGAUGCGAUAAUUCAGUGUGGGGUUCGACGUGCGGAGGCGGAAGUGUGGUCAACUCCUAUCAGGCCAUGUUUAAUCAGGCGGCGCGGCUGCGCUCCAGGUUGGCGCUUAAGUCACUCUGUGCAGCAGCCGAUCGCAUGGAUGCAGCCUCUAGGCCAGGUGUUACUGACCUACGCCACUUCGAUGGCAGUGGAUCCUGCGCCUGUCUUCUGCCCGAAGAGGAGUGUCUCCCAACUGAGGUUGGUCUAAAGGUUGCUCCGGUGGUCGUAUACAACGUAAGUUAUCUAGAUGACUGUUGCAUUUGUUACUUCGUGUAG